GAUACUGACUGACGUGCCUGCCCCAACGGUCAUCUGUGCGGUCGUGUGGCCGUCCUCCUCGUCUCGUCUCGCUUCCGUGUCCCGCGUUCCCUAAUUUUUUUGGUCGUCGUCGUCGCCUGGCGUCUCGAAAAGUCUACCAGCCAAACCACCAUUGGAUAAAAAAGGCCACCGGAGCAACCGCCGUUAUUGUUACCGUUAUAGGUAUAAUUAUAGCCAGAAGACCGCCAUUCGAAUGGCUAAAUAAUUGAGUGAACGAUAUGCCCCGCCCACGGAUCCAGAGCUGCUGCGAUUUGCGUGAAAAGCCCUGGUCUUAGCAUAGCUCCAAGUCCCAAGAAUACGUCAAAUCCGAAUCCGUAUCCGAAUCGGAGUGCGAGCAUCCUUGCUGGAGGAUUCGCUCGGAGGAACGUGUGUGCGCGUCCCAUGGCAGAACUGGUGCCGCUGCCUCUGCCUGUGCCUGUGCCCCGCUAGCUAACCGGAAACGGAAACGGCGAAAUCGCAACGGAACCGAAAUCGAAAUCGAAACGAAAUCGGAAUCCGUAUUCCAGUACGCAACGGAUACCGUAGUCGAGCACGUAACCGAAACCGAGAGGAAUUGAAGGCAUCCGCAAGGCAUGGACACCGCGGCCGCCGCCGCCGCUACAGUCGUCGUUGACCUGAAGCCCGAGGCCAGCGGCAAGACGCCGCUCCUCAGCAGCCCGCUGCUGUCCAAGACCAGUUUCUCCAAUUCUGGAUGCGAGUGCCUGGGCAGCACAGUGGAGGCCAUGUCGGUGACACCGCCACCAACGCCUCCAGCGCUGCCAGCGCGCUCCUCCUGUGAUGCCCAUGUCGAGCCAAUAAGCCACAGUGCCCAACCGGAGACACAUCCGUCGAACGGACUCAAGGGCAAGGAGGUGGCCGAAGUGGCGCCAACGCCUGCACCCACGGAGCCCGGCCAGCCGGAGAGGGAAAUGCCAGCCACAUCAACGUCUUCCGCCAAAGCUUCCACAACGCCAACGUCUGCCUUGCUCGCAACAUCCGCAACGGGAACGGAGCAUCAAUUAACGGCUGGAACGGCCACCAAUACUCCGCCAAUGGUCAGCAGCAGCAGCAUCUCCGAUAACGGAGACGGUGCUAGAGCUGACAUUGGCCAUUGUGGGAGUAUUGGUGGCCGGUGCAGCUCUAGCCCUGCCUCCGUUUGCGGUCCCAACUCUGGUCCCAGUGUUGACCAGCUGCUACUUUGGCAGGACAUGCCGCAGUACCUGCAAUUCAAUCCGUACGUGCUUCGUGGAUACCGGCCGCUGCAGACCUUCAAGGGUUGCCUGCUCAGCCUUUUCUACUGGCACAACGAGACCAUCAACAUACUGACGCACGCCAUACCCAUCUUCUACAUCCUGGCCAUCGUGCCCGGACUGAUGCCCUGGGACAGUGGCUACAAGUUUCUGUCCUUCUGCCAUGUCUUCGGUUCGGUGGCUCCCUGGUGUGGAAGCUUCGUCUAUCACCUGUUCAUGAACAUCGAGAAGGGCGAGAAUGUUUACUACACGCUCCUCAAGCUGGACAUGGUCGGCAUCUGGGUGAGCCAGAGCUUUGGUGCCCUGCCCCUGGUCACAGCCACAACAUUGUGCUUCCCGCCCGUGCUCAAGUGGCUGAUCAUUGUCUCCUAUUGCCUACUCUCGCUGUGGGGCCUCUACAAGGCUCUCACUGCCAGUUCACCCUGGCAACGUCGCUUAUGCUUCGCUUUACCCUUCGGCAUGCGCUCCAUCCUGACCUUCCUGCGCAUCCGGGGAAUGGUGGGCGGCAGUCAUAUGGCUCUUUCCCAUGUCUACCUGCAGGUUGAAGUUGACGGCGUCUCGAUUCUGGGUGGUGCCAUUGGUGCGAUGCGAAUACCGGAGAAGUGGUUUCCGGGUGUGGUGGACUUCUAUCUGAACUCUCACAACAUCAUGCAUGUCCUGGUUGUGGUUGCUGUUUAUUCCAUGCACAAGGCCACCAUCAAGGACUUCGAGUGGAUGUCAACGCAAACCUGCAACACAGUCUCCAAUGUCACCGAGGAGGCGCUCGGCCAUGUGGAGCUAUGACCCGCUUACUGGCUGCUGCCGUUGGUGCUGCUGCCCUUGCCUUGGAUGCUGUUAGUUAAGCGACGAGCUCGGUCUCACAUAAUCCGCGCCCUGAUCGCCCCCAUAGCCUGGCGGAGGCGGAGGCGACCACCCGUCGAGGGGUGAAAGCGCGCUCUCCGGGUGACUAGAGGUGACACAAUAAGGAUCUAAGGAUCACAGGAUCGAUCACCGAACACUGAACAUACCGAACAUACUGAACAUAGUGAAAAGACAAACGCUAUUGAAUAUACCGUGUAUAAAAUAGAGCGCCGAUGCUGUUGCAGUAACAAUA
Drosophila serrata is the source of this 2361-nucleotide messenger RNA. RefSeq names its product progestin and adipoQ receptor family member 4. NCBI's taxonomy places the organism in Eukaryota, Metazoa, Arthropoda, Insecta, Diptera, Drosophilidae. The record is from RefSeq and is a predicted model, not a curated record. Gene Ontology annotation, cellular component: membrane. Gene Ontology annotation, molecular function: signaling receptor activity.